Molecule: messenger RNA, 1134 nt
Organism: Physella acuta
Lineage: Eukaryota; Metazoa; Mollusca; Gastropoda; Physidae
Product: eukaryotic translation initiation factor 3 subunit A-like
Source: RefSeq, a predicted model, not a curated record
AUGGCUGUUGGCAUUGGGCGGGAAGACGUCAACAUUAGACCACGUGCUGCGAGUGCAAGACAUAGUGGUGAUAGGCAAGACUUAGACAGUGGUGAUAGGCAAGACUUAGACAGUGGUUAUAGGCAAGACUUAGACAGUGGUGAUAGGCAAGACUUAGACAGUGGUGAUAGGCAAGACUUAGACAGUGGUGAUAGGCAAGACUUAGACAGUGGUGAUAGCCAAGACUUAGACAGUGGUGAUAGGCAAGACUUAGACAGUGGUGAUAGGCAAGACUUAGACAAUGGUGAUAGGCAAGACUUAGACAGUGGUGAUAGGCAAGACUUAGACAGUGGUGAUAGGCAAGACUUAGACAGUGGUGAUAGGCAAGACUUAGACCGUGGUGAUAGGCAAGACUUAGACAGUGGUGAUAGGCAAGACUUAGGCAGUGGUGAUAGGCAAGACUUAGACAGUGGUGAUAGGCAAGACUUAGACAGUGGUGGUAGGCAAGACUUAGACAGUGGUGAUAGGCAAGACUUAGACCGUGGUGAUAGACAAGACUUAGACCGUGGUGAUAGGCAAGACUUAGACAGUGGUGAUAGGCAAGACUUAGACAGUGGUGAUAGGCAAGACUUAGACAGUGGUGAUAGGCAAGACUUAGACAGUGGUUAUAGGCAAGACUUAGACAGUGGUGAUAGGCAAGACUUAGACAGUGGUGAUAGGCAAGACUUAGACAGUGGUGAUAGGCAAGACUUAGACAGUGGUGAUAGCCAAGACUUAGACAGUGGUGAUAGGCAAGACUUAGACAGUGGUGAUAGGCAAGACUUAGACAGUGGUGAUAGGCAAGACUUAGACAGUGGUGAUAGGCAAGACUUAGACAGUGGUGAUAGGCAAGACUUAGACAGUGGUGAUAGGCAAGACUUAGACCGUGGUGAUAGGCAAGACUUAGACAGUGGUGAUAGGCAAGACUUAGGCAGUGGUGAUAGGCAAGACUUAGACAGUGGUGAUAGGCAAGACUUAGACAGUGGUGGUAGGCAAGACUUAGACAGUGGUGAUAGGCAAGACUUAGACCGUGGUGAUAGACAAGACUUAGACCGUGGUGAUAGGCAAGACUUAGACAGUGGUGAUAGGCAAGACUUAGACAGUGGUGAUAGGUAA